GAAGAGAUUACAAGCGAAUUUAGCAUUACUAUUGUUCUGAUCUCAUAAUAAGUGAAACACUAAAGCAUCUUUAAAAUGUUUUAACUAUUUCCUUUUAUAUGAAUAAUUAUGAAUCUAGUUGUCCUGUAAUUUGAAUGUGAUACUGCGAUUUGUAUGGAAAUUUUCGCGCUUGAGCUGUGAAUCUUAAAUAGAGGUUGUUUUAGGAAAUAUCUGUUGUUAAAGGAUAUAGUCUUUAAAGUCAACAAUUCAGCUUCUAAAUGGAACAAUCACUAAAUUGAAAAGCUUCUGCGUGUUCGAUAUUUAUUGAGUGCAAUCAAACCUCCUAUCUAAAUAUAUUUGUUAUAAAGUUCUACUUCUUUCUUUUUUUUUCUUCUUUUUUUUUCUUCUUUUUUUAAUGCAGCAAUGUUAGUUUGUGCAAUUCAUCUUGAUUUUAUGGAGUAGGUUCGAUGAGGAAAGUUAAAGUAGAGAAAAAAUAAGAAAAAUUAUCGCAGUAUACUUUAAUUUUUAAUUUUUUUAAUUUUUUUUUUACAAACUAACAACGAUCUAAACUUGGAAGCACUGUGAUAUAAAAGAAACCAAACAUGUUUUUUGCUAAAAAAGCAAAUUACGAUUUGUUAUUACUUAUAUUGCUCGUCCUUCGCGUAGAGCUUGAUUCUAGAAAUUUUAGAUAUCAUGCUUCUAUCCGAGAACCAGCAAGUCAAUCUGUUCGUUUAGGUUCAACAUCAGCCUAUACCCAAAUAUCCCACUCAGAAUCCUAUUUGCGAUAUCCUCACCCAAAAAGCAUCGAACAGAAUGAGCUUGAUGAAGCAGCUAUAUUGUUCAGUAGACUCAAUUAUGUAAAUAGCGUUCGACGAGAAAAUUGGAUUACAUGUAUUGUGAAUUUUCCUGAGCAACAAUCAUCUUCUACUUCUGAUGAGGCUAAUACUUCUGAAGGAAGUGUUGCUAUUGGAAAUCAAGAUGUAUCUGAUAUUAAUGGUGCUGCUAUUAAUGAGUUACCAAGCUCUCCUGAGAAUUUGGAACUUACACCUGAGGAAAUGGACCUUAUUGAAAUACUAUGGAAACAAGACAUUGAUUUAGGAGUUACCAGAGAUGCAUAUGAUUCUCGCCAACCUGGGGAAACUGAUAAGUUGAAAGAUGUUGAAUUCCUUAAAGAAAAGGAUUUGCUUGACCAGAAAGAUUUGAAAGUGCCUGAAGAACCUGUGAUUGUUCCUGAUCCUUUGGCUGGAUUAAAUUAUACAAUUGAUUCAGAAACCGGUGAAUAUGUGAUUGAUGACUUCUCUAGCUCUUUUGAUAACAAUGUUUCUCUUCAUCACUUUCAAAAAAAUGAAUCAUUCCAUGAUGAAAAGAGUAAACCUUUUGAAUCUGAGUUAUUAGCCAAAGAAGUCGAUUCCUUGAAUUCUUUUGACUUAGACGCAUUUCUACCUUUUGAAGACAAUGAUUUCUGUGAUUUAACUGAAUUGUUUCCAUUGGAUGAAUUAAGUGAUUUAAUACCUGAUGACCUAGCUUCAAAUCCUAAUUAUUCUCUACCUCAAAUAGUAGACGUGGAAAAAGAAUUUGAACAGUUUGGAAUUCUAAAUGAGGAAAAUAUUGAUGAUGCAGAUCGAGGUGAGAUGUAUCCAAACAUUGAAAACUGUUGGCCAGAUGCGACCAGUAUGAUGCCAUUAUUUGCUGUAGGUACAUCAUACCCAAGUUCGCUCACCCCCAAUCAAAGCACUACUUUAAGUUCGCCUGCAAGGGCUUCAAGUGAGGCACAAACUUCUAUUUUAACAUCUGAUGCAGAUUUUCAGGCAGUCUCUCCUUCAAUGGGUUCUUCAAGUAUAGGAUAUGCUGUUGCAGAAUCAAUUGCAACUUUGACAAAUGACAGUGAUCCCACUCCUGUUAGUAGUAUUGUUAAUAAUGCAUAUGGUGAAGAUCUUCCUGAGCUUCUUUAUGCAAACCAUACUAUAACAGUGCCACACAAUGAUCUUAUAUCAGAGUUAUUCUUAGAUGAUAUAAAUUUGAUGCCUUUACCAGCCAAUGAUAAUUCUGAAAAGGCAAGGGAAGAUCAGAUGGAUACAAGCAAUGAUUCUGUUUCAAGUAGCAAUUUUCCCUCAGUACCUGAUUGUCGUGAUUGGAUUGAUUCAUGCUCUGAAUCAUCAAUGCAUAAUGAGGAAGAUCAAACUAGAUGUGAUUUGCUUAUGCCUCAUUCACAAAUUGGUUAUCUUAGUCCAUCUCAGAAUAGUGAUCCAUCUCAAGCAUCUGCAUCACCCAAGAAAUUCCGGCAAUCAAGUAGAAAUCAAAAUGGAAGCUGCAUGAAUUCAUUGCAAGCAGGAAAUUGCAAUGACCAACAAUAUUUCACUCUAAAGUCGUACUAUUCUGAUCCAUCUGAAAACUCUGCUUGUGCCAUCUCUUGUAGUGUAAUGAACUUCAACAAAAAGUUUGAUUACUCUGUUCCUAAGGCAAAUGGAUACAACUGUUCAAAUUUCUUGCAGCAUAAUCAUACUUACCACAUACCCUUCAACAAUGAUGAUCUAUGUCACAAACCAAUUACAAGAGACAAGCAAAGAUCAUAUUCUGAUGAUGAUUCUAGCAACAAGGAUGAAAAAAGGGCAAAGGAACUCAAACUCCCUAUCAGUAUUUCUGAUAUAAUUAAUUUAGCCAUUGAAGAAUACAAUGAGAGACUUUCAAAAUAUGAAUUGACAGAGGCUCAAAUUACUCUGAUAAGAGAUAUUCGUCGGCGAGGAAAAAAUAAGGUUGCAGCACAGAACUGUAGAAAACGUAAGAUGGAUCAAAUUAAUAACUUGCAACAAGACCUUGAUUACCUACAAGAUGAAAGGAUGAAAUUGAAAUCCAAGCAAAACCAUCUGUUGCAGCAAAAGCAUGCUAUUGAAGAAAAAUAUGUCCAAUUACAUGAUCUUAUUUUACAAAAUACUAACUGUAGACCACCUAGUGCACCAAGUCUCUCAGCUUUCCAUAAUUCUCAGAAUGCUACAUCUGACACUAUGUUAGGUAACACUGACUCCAAUGUAAACGGUGGAGCUAAAACAAAAAAGAAAUUUAAAAAGUGAUAAUACAUCUAUAAUUUAUUAACCGAAUGUGAUAUACAAUUUCUUAUCGUUAACUACAUUUUGAUGCCACUCAUUUUCAUCCAUUUAUAUCAUUUGGGAAUCAUUAAAUUUUUUCUUCUUCUAAUACAUUAAUCUGUUAAUGCAUAGAUUAAAAAAGUAUUUAAUGAUACUAUAUCUUUAUAUUUGUGUUAUAUUUUAUCUUGUACUAAAUCACUUUUCUAAUAGUACAGUUUUAAGUUGUUACUCGCAUUUUGUUUUAUAUUACUUGUAUAAAUUAUGGAUCUAAAUUGACUUGGCAACAAACAAUUUUCAUUUAAUUUUAAUCAUUUUACCUCAAUCAAUUUAUUUCUUCAUAAUUAUACAUAGUUUUUAUUUAUAUUGUUUUCUCUGUUAUUGGAAUAUAUUAUACAAUGGUGUCCUCUGUAAUUUUUUUUUCUUUUUAAUUUUGCAUGAUUUUUUGAUUUGCAAAUGAUGCCUUAUAUUUAUUUGAUUAAACUGUUUUGUUU
Molecule: messenger RNA, 3553 nt
Organism: Parasteatoda tepidariorum (common house spider)
Lineage: Eukaryota; Metazoa; Arthropoda; Arachnida; Araneae; Theridiidae
Gene: cnc
Product: NFE2 like bZIP transcription factor cap-n-collar
Biological process (GO): regulation of transcription by RNA polymerase II
Cellular component (GO): nucleus
Molecular function (GO): DNA-binding transcription factor activity, RNA polymerase II-specific; RNA polymerase II cis-regulatory region sequence-specific DNA binding
Source: RefSeq, a predicted model, not a curated record